AUGGCUCGUAUCAAUCGGACUGCCCAUAAGUCCACUGGAAGAAAGGCCCCUCGCAAGCAGCUGGCUACGAAAGCCGCUCGCAAGAGCACCACAACCACCGGAGGAGGCGAGAAGCCGCAUUGCUAUCUGCCGGGAAUGGUUGCUCUGCGUGAGAUUCGUCAUUACCAGAUAUCGACGGAGCUGCUGAUCCGCAAGUGCCUGGAAGCGAGCGAGGCAUAUCUGGUCGGUCUGUUUGUGGAUACCAACCUGUGCGCAAUCCACGCCAAGCGUGCCGAAGGACAGCCAGCUGGCUCUACUACAACAAUGCAUUCCACGUAA
Aedes aegypti (yellow fever mosquito) is the source of this 318-nucleotide messenger RNA. RefSeq names its product histone H3.3 type 1-like. Gene Ontology annotation, cellular component: nucleosome. NCBI's taxonomy places the organism in Eukaryota, Metazoa, Arthropoda, Insecta, Diptera, Culicidae. The record is from RefSeq and is a predicted model, not a curated record. The transcript has 3 exons. The coding region runs from base 1 to 318 and encodes 105 amino acids. Gene Ontology annotation, molecular function: DNA binding; protein heterodimerization activity; structural constituent of chromatin.